GUCCGAGUGGGUCGGCGGCGGGCUGAUCGUGUGGCGGGGAGGGGGGAGUCCGGGAUCGUGUGUGGGGGGGGGAGUCCGGGAGCAGCGAGUCCGGGAUCGUGUGUUGGGGGGAGUCCGGGAGCAGCGAGUCCGGGAUCGUGUGUUGGGGGGAGUCCGGGAGCAGCGAGUCCGGGAUCGUGUGUUGGGGGGAGUCCGGGAGCAGCGAGUCCGGGAUCGUGUGUUGGGGGGAGUCCGGAAGCAGCGAGUCCGGGAUCGUGGGGGGGGAGUCCGGGAGCAGCGAGUCCGGGAUCGUGUGUGAGGGGGAGUCCGGAAGCAGCGAGUCCGGGAUCGUGGGGGGGGGAGUCCGGGAGCAGCGAGUCCGGGAUCGUGGGGGGGGAGUCCGGGAGCAGCGAGUCCGGGAUCGUGUGUGAGGGGGAGUCCGGAAGCAGCGAGUCCGGGAUCCUGUCAGUCUCACCGAGUCUCUCACUUCUCCCCUUCUCAACCUCCCUUUAAAGCCGCCCCCCUCCCCCGAACCCGACCCCCCGAACACAGUCACCGGCUGCAGGAGAUGACCUCCUUCCCCUCCUGUGGAGAGCUGGUGGCCGUGCUCCGCCGCCCGACCCCCUCCGAGGCCCAGUGACCUUGUUCAGGGAUCAUUCGCUAUUGAGGAACAUAUCCCGGUUGUUGCUGGUCCGGCCCGGCCCGGCCCAGUCCGGCCCGACUCCUCUCGCCGCCUCCUUCAAUGUUGCCAUGGCCUCUGUGGGCACAGAGAAAGGCUCCAUCAAGAAGAAAAGUGAGAAGAAAUUCGCAGCCAGAGAGGAAGCCAAGCUCUUGGCAACUUUUAUGGGUGUCAUGAAUAACAUGCGAAAACAGAAAAUUCUGUGCGAUGUUCUUCUGGUAGUGUCGGAUAGAAAAAUCCCAGCUCACCGGGUGGUUCUUGCAGCAGCCAGCCACUUUUUCAGUCUAAUGUUUACCACAAACAUGCUUGAAUCAAAGUCUUAUGAAGUGGAACUCAAAGAUGCUGAACCUGACAUUAUUGAACUACUGGUAGAGUUUGCAUAUACUGCCAGGAUCUCUGUUAACAGCAAUAAUGUUCAAUCUCUGUUGGAUGCAGCAAACCAGUAUCAGAUUGAACCAGUGAAGAAAAUGUGUGUUGAGUUCCUCAAAGAACAAAUUGAUGCUUCAAAUUGCCUUGGAAUAAGUGUUCUGGCAGAGUGCCUCGACUGCCCAGAGCUCAAGAUGUCAGCAGAUGGAUUCAUUCAUCAGCAUUUCACUGAAGUUUACAAAACGGAUGAGUUUUUACAACUUGAUGUCAAAAGAGUAACUCACUUACUGAAACAAGAUGCACUAACAGUUAGAGCAGAAGACCAGGUUUAUGAUGCAGCAGUUAGGUGGUUAAAAUAUGAUGAACUCAAUCGACAGCAAUAUAUGGUUGAUAUUCUGGCUAAAGUCAGAUUUCCACUAAUCUCUAAGAACUUCUUGAGCAAAACUGUCCAAGCAGAAUCACUCAUUCAGGAUAAUCCAGAGUGUCUUAAAAUGGUUAUAAGUGGCAUGCGUUAUCAUCUUCUGUCUCCAGAGGAUAGAGAGGAGCUGGGAGAAAGUACACGGCCAAGACAAAAGAAACAUGAUUAUCGCAUUGCAUUGUUCGGUGGAUCUCAGCCUCAGUCAUGUCGUUAUUUUAAUCCCAAGGAUUAUACUUGGAUGGACAUUCGUUGUCCAUUUGAGAAGCGACGAGAUGCAGCCUGUGUCUUCUGGGACAACGUUGUUUAUAUCUUGGGUGGUUCACAGCUUUUUCCCAUCAAACGGAUGGAUUGCUACAAUGUGGUUAAGGACAGUUGGUAUUCUAAACUGGGUCCUCCAACUCCUCGAGAUAGUCUUGCUGCAUGUGCUGCAGAAGGCAAGAUUUACACAUCUGGAGGCUCUGAAGUAGGAAAUUCUGCUUUGUAUCUGUUUGAAUGUUAUGAUACCAGAACAGAGAAUUGGCACACCAAACCCAGCAUGCUGACACCUCGAUGCAGUCAUGGUAUGGUGGAAGCCAAAGGACUCAUCUAUGUUUGUGGUGGAAGUUUAGGCAACAAUGUAUCUGGAAGAGUUUUAAAUUCCUGUGAAGUGUACAAUCCUGCAACUGAGUCGUGGACAGAACUGGCUGCAAUGCUGGAGGCUAGGAAGAACCACGGAUUAGUUUUUGUAAAUGACAGAAUCUAUGCUGUUGGUGGACAAAAUGGACUUGGUGGUCUGGAUUCCAUAGAAUAUUAUGAUAUUAAGAUGAAUGACUGGAAAAUGGUAUCAACGAUGCCCUGGAAAGGGGUAACAGUUAAAUGUGCAGCAGUAGGCUCCAUGAUCUAUGUCUUGGCUGGUUUCCAAGGUGUAGGCAGAUUAGGUCACAUUUUGGAAUAUAACACCGAGACUGACAAAUGGACAACCAAUUCUAAGGUCCGUGCUUUCCCAGUAACCAGUUGUCUUAUAUGUGUCGUGGACACAUGUGGUGCAAAUGAAGAAAAACUUGAAACUUGAAGAAAAAAUUCUUUGGAGCUACCAGGAUGAUGUCUGUUCUGUCAGCUCAUAUUGGCAUAAACUGAUAUAUGAAGAUUUUUCUAACUUAAUGUCUUUUGAGAUGUAUUAAAGUAAUGCCAGUAUUCAGGAUUAUUUCUUAAGAGUUAUUAAAAAGCUGUUUGCCUAACA
This is a messenger RNA of Pristis pectinata (smalltooth sawfish), 2661 nucleotides long. RefSeq names its product kelch-like family member 7 (gene klhl7). Gene Ontology annotation, biological process: protein ubiquitination. The coding region runs from base 730 to 2493 and encodes 587 amino acids. Gene Ontology annotation, cellular component: Cul3-RING ubiquitin ligase complex. The record is from RefSeq and is a predicted model, not a curated record. The transcript is spliced from 11 exons. Gene Ontology annotation, molecular function: protein binding. NCBI's taxonomy places the organism in Eukaryota, Metazoa, Chordata, Chondrichthyes, Rhinopristiformes, Pristidae.